Messenger RNA from Mycena citricolor, 1271 nucleotides. The record is from the annotation of a GenBank genome assembly. Lineage: Eukaryota; Fungi; Basidiomycota; Agaricomycetes; Agaricales; Mycenaceae.
CACAUUGUCCGGCUCCGAAUUUCUGUCAAAUGGGCGUUUUCCGCGUGCUACCUUGCCCAGGUCAGCCUAUUUAUAGCUUUCGUCACGGCCAUCGUGGGGCUGUGGAGCAUGGCCGAACAAGGAGACGCGUGAAUUAGCAUAUGUUGCGAACCCAGUUUCUGAAUCAUUGAGUCCAGAUGGCAGCAAUUAUGCCUCUCACGACUGUUCAAAAGCAUCGCGCGAGCAUAUGAACCGCGCUUAUCUGUGCGCGUCAUUGCAGUGGAGAUAGGACAAUCAAGUACAUGCGAGGCUUUGGAGAGCGCUCACUGAAUAAAAAGCUGCCAACUGUGAGCAGGACAUCCAAGGUCCUAUCCAGGUUCUCUCCCUUUCCAGCUCACAAUGGUCUUUGCCUCUGCCCUCGUCUCGCUCCUCCUCGCCGCUGCUGCCCUCGCGGCUCCCCGCAGCAACAUCGGAGGCCGCCAGGCCCGCCGCCGCAUGUCUGGCCCGCGUCUCCCGUCUGAGGGCCCGCACGCGAACCUCAUCUCCAACUCGACCUCCCAGGUCUCCUACAGCCAGAACUGGGCCGGAGCCAGUUUCGAGAGCCCCUCGGGCACGUACACCUCCGUCACCGGCACCUUCACCGUCCCUACCCCCAAGUCACCCGGCGGUUCGGGCAGCUACGCGGCCUCCGCCUGGGUCGGCAUUGACGGCGACACCUGCUCGAGCGGCAUCAUGCAGACUGGCAUCGACUUCAACGUCGACAGCGGCCGCGUCUCCUUCGACGCCUGGUACGAGUUCUACCCCGCGUUUGCCAGCGACUUCUCCGGCUUCUCCGUCAGCGCUGGUGACGUGAUCACCCUCGUCGCGACCAAGAAGUCCUCCACUUCCGGCAGCGUCUCCAUCACCAACGAGUCCACCGGCAAGAGCGUGUCCAAGUCGCUCUCCGGCAGCGGCAAACUCUGUGGCGAGAACGCGGAGUGGAUCGUUGAGGACUUUGAGGAGGGAAGCUCGCUCGUGCCGUUCGCCAACUUCGGCACUGUCACGUUCACCAAUGCCAAGGCUACUCUCGCCUCGGGUGGAACCGUCGGACCGAGCGGCGCACAGCUGCUUGACAUUGAGCAGAACAGCAUCCUGACCUCCGUCAGCACGACCUCCAGCUCUGUGACCGUCAAAUACGUGUAAAGUUCUGUUGAUCUGGUGGAAUGUGCCGUCAGUUUGUUCACGUAGCCGCGCACUUCUUUGUAACAGAAUUGUAUUCAAUCUCAAGCCCAUUUAUACAGCGAAUGCUUCCC